Balaenoptera acutorostrata (minke whale) is the source of this 5813-nucleotide messenger RNA. It is a transcript of the gene ARL6IP6, whose product is annotated as ADP ribosylation factor like GTPase 6 interacting protein 6. The transcript has 6 exons. NCBI's taxonomy places the organism in Eukaryota, Metazoa, Chordata, Mammalia, Artiodactyla, Balaenopteridae. Bases 581 to 1273 code for a protein of 230 amino acids. The record is from RefSeq and is a predicted model, not a curated record.
UUGUGGUAGGGGCGGGGAGAACAAUGCGACAGGGAAGGAGGAAAGGGCAGUUAAGGGAGGCGAGGGCGCGGGAAGCUGAGCUGCCGUUAAUGAGGGGGAAGCCGGGGCGAGUGCAGGCGUAGAGGGGAAGAAGGGAGAAAGCAAAUAGGUUCGGGAACGUGUAUUAGAGGGGCAUGGGCGGGCGCUAGGACCGAGCGUCGGGGAGGUGCGGCUUUGGGGCUCCCUGGGCGCGAGCUUCCAUGGAGGUGACGCGGCGGUGGCGGAGAUCGCUGGCCCGGACUAAGCACUGCAGGGAGAGGACACUCGGCUACCUUGGGCCUCGGCUUGUCUCUCCCCGCGCACUUCACUGCGCGCCUUCCUUCGUACUACUUGAGGGUCAUGCUCUGGUCCGGGGGCGCCCAGCCUUUCCUCGGGCCCCACGGCACUUUCCUCGCCCAGCCACGCACCCUUGUGCACCCCUGCGCGCCGGGGCCAGGUGGUGGAGGCCGUGGAGGGCCUGGCCGGUGAUUGGCUGCUGCGACCGCGGGGUGGGGCAGGUGGGCGACGCUUGACCUCUGCGGACCUGACUGUUUUUCCCGCCAUGUCGUUCGUGGAGAGCGGGAGGCGCUCAGCCCUUUCUCGCCGCCGUCUAAGCACUGCUGUCCCGUUUGCUCAACCGGCGUUUUCCGCCUUCACUCAGGGAGACAGCUGGGGUGAGGGUGAAGUCGACGAGGAGGAGGGAUGCAACCGAGUGGCCCGUGACCUGCGGGCGGAGUUCUCGGCUAGGGCGUCGUCGGAACCUAGAAAGGACUCGCUACUCCGGCCAGAUGGGGACGGGUCUCCCGCCCUGCCCGAUAAACGCAAUGGCAUUUUCUCGGCGGAUGCGGGCGGCAGAGUCCAAGCCCGGCGCUGGCCGGUCCAGGUCCUUUCAGUUCUCUGUUCGCUGCUGUUUGCCAUCCUCCUCGCCUUCCUUCUCGCCAUCACCUACCUGAUCGUAAAAGAGUUACAUGCUGAAAAUUUGAAGAACGAAGAUGAUGUACACACUGGACUGUUAGGAUUCUGGACUCUACUUAUAAUAUCCCUAACUGCCGGAUUUUCCUGCUGCAGCUUUUCUUGGACAGUGACUUAUUUUGAUUCUUUUGAACCAGGAAUGUUUCCUCCUACUCCUCUUUCACCUGCCAGGUUUAAAUCGAAUGGCUCCUUUGUCUUCCAGGACUUCCCAAGAGAAAUGAGUGCAGAUGCUUACCACCCACCACAGGAAACUGACUGGACAUUCUUUCCACAUGGGCUAUAGUAUGGCAAUUUUGAAUGGCAUUGUAGCUGCUCUUACUGUAGCUUGGUGCCUCAUGUAAACCCACACUGAAGCAAUAUUCUUGACAAAACUUAGUCAUGAUUGCUUUGUAAUAACAGGGAAGAACAUCAUUGCCUACUCAGAAGACCAAGAAACCUGCUGCUCAUUAUGUGGUUCAGAUACGUGUCAUAUCAUCAUCAUUAUGGAGGACUUUUUAAGCAUCGUUCUAGAGCCUAGGCAUUGGGAAUAUCUAAGUAUUAAGUUUCAAGUAAUGCUUAAAAGUGUAAGAUGUUUACCUCAUCUUUUUACUUUUGUGUGCAUUGUCCUUAUAAGUUGUAGAAAACAUUUUAAUGGAACUCAAACUCGAAAACUUGGAUGCAGAACAUCCUGUAUCAAUGCCUGCCUUUCCAUGUAUAUGUAUAUACUACAUUUUUGCUAAGAAAUACUGAUAGUACUGUUUGAGAUAGAAAUAUUUCUUAUUUAUUCAUUAUAUUAGGAAAGCAAACAAUGCCUACUACUUUGACAUUUUACAGAAGCUACUUUUAAAUCAGAAUAUUUAGUUUUCGAUAUAUAGAAGGUGCAUUUAUAUUUUUUAAUGGGCUAUGGUUCUUUAUGUGUUUUUUUACAUAUUUUCCUACUAUAUCUUGAAUUUGUAUGUUUUUUAAUUGUUACAUCUAGGCAAAUGUAAAUGUUAUUUUUUAGCUCGUGCAAACCUUAAUACCUACCAUUUUUAAUAAGUAUUUUGUCUUUUAAGAAAAGCACACUGGCCUGAGUUUAAAACUAAAAUAAGUAAACUUAUUUUUAAAAAAACAACAAAAAAAACUGAAAAAAGUUUAAUUAUUUAAGCCAUGAAAAUAUUCAGGAAAUUUAAAGCUAUUCACUAUUUCCAUUUUCACAAUUCCAAAUAUUUAUCAUGGUGUAUAUAUGAUUACUUCAACAAAACUGAUAUCUUGUUUUUAAUAAAUAUAAGCCUGAAGUUUUUAUGUUUAUAAAUGCUUGAACUAGUUUGUUUUUAAUCUCCAAAAUUUGGUUACCAAAAUAGAAAAGGUAUUUUGAUAUAGUGUGUACAUGUAUAAUUUUUUAAGGUAUAGUUUCCUUGUUUUCCUAUUUAAAUGUUCUUAUGUAAUUGUGCUGUUUUGUUUUUUCAUAGUAAUUAAGCCUUAAUUGUUCCCACUUCCUUUCUAAAUACCUGUUUAGAAUAGUCACUUCAAUUUUAGAAAGAUGGACUAUUUUAAAUACUGUUUUCCCUGGCCACAGAAAAACCUGCAUUAGGAUAGCAUUGUGUAGCAAAACUGCUUAUUCAGGCCAAAUGGGAAAUGAGUAUCUGCAGUGUGUUCCUGUUAUCUGCUGAUUGUUGUUACUGAGUAAAUGAUUUAAUAAUGUUUCUAAAAGUCUUAACAUUUUUUUACUAUUCAAAAACCUUUUAUUGGAAAUGCCAAAUGCUGCUCUAAUUUAAAUUAUCUGAAGUGUUUAGAUUAAUAUGGGAGGAGGUGUAAGAUAUACACACAUACAUAUACACAAAUCCCAUGGCUUAAGUAUUCCUCCCAGAGUGGUUGUCAUAUGAACCUAUUUUCACUUCCCGCCUUCCUCGCCCAACCUCCACCUUUCCGCCUAACCUUGGCUCUAAAGGGCUCUUCUCUCCACCUCCCAGGUCGUCCCCACCCCACCCCCAUCAUCAAAUUUGGAUAGCUUCUUCCAGAUCUUUGUGUCUUAUGACUAAGAAAAAUAUAGUAGACCCUUUACAUGUAAAUAUCUGUAAGACAUUAUAUCUAUAUAUAAUAUAGAUAUAUAUCUGUAAGAUACUUCUUCUGGAACUCUGUUUCUUUUGGACUAGCACUCCUCUUUCUUAGGAAAUUUCUCUCUCCAGUCUAACAUAGAAUCCAGAUAUAAACUGUCCUGCUUCAUUAGCAGAGUGAUUGAGGAUAAGUACCUAACCAAAGCUGGGCAAAUUCUAGUUUCUUAUAUUUUCUGGCCACAGUGAUUGCAACAGGAAUAGAGACAUGACUUAAAUUAGGCCAGUCCCUUCCCAGGAUUUUUCAAGUUGAAAUUAAGGUAAAUUAAGCUGGGAAGAUAAAAGCCCAGGAGAUGCUGGCAGCCAGGGUUUAGCCAAACUCAGUGGGAAAGAAUAAGGCUGACACUGAUGCUACUGAUGACAUUCCUCUAGUCCCUGAAGCCCAGUGGUGACCCUGCCAUUCUUGAAAUUUGGUUUUCUCACAGUUUUGAGAGCUGGAAGUCCAAGAAUAGGGUGCCAGCAUGGUUGGGUUCUAGUGAAGAUAGCUGUCUUCUCAUUGUAUCCUACUUGGGUGGGGAGAGAGAGGGCUAGCUCUCUUCCUCUCAGAAAGACUCUAAUCCCACCAUGGGGGCUUUACAAGGCAUAACCUAAUUACCUCCCAAAGGCCCCACCUCCUAAUACCAUUCUGUGGGGAGUUAGUUUCAACAAAUGAAUUUGGUGGGAUUUGGGGGGCACAAACAUGCAGUCCAUAACAAUAUCCAGUACCAAAAGUGGGGUCUUUGAAAAGAUAAGAUAGACUUGGACUUCCCUGGUGGCGCAGUGGUUAAGAAUCCACCUGCCAGUGCAGGGGACACGGGUUCGAGCCCUGGUCUGGGAAGAUCCCACAUGCUGCGGAGCAACUAAGUCCCUGCACCACAACUACGGAGCAUGUGCUCUAGAGCCCACGAGCCACAACUACUGAACCCGCGUGCCACAACUACUGAAGCCUGCGUGCCUAGAACCCGUGCUCUGCAACGAGAAGCCACUGCAAUGAGAAGCCCGCGCACCACAACGUAGUGUAGCCCCCGCUCACCACAACUAGAGAAAUCCCGCGCACACCAUCGAAGACCCAACACAGCCAAAAAUAAUAAUAAACAAAAUUUUUUUUCAGGUUCUAAAACACCAAGAUAAUUAUUUUUUUUAAAAAAAAGACAGACUUCCAGUAAAACAUCUUAAAAGAGAUUUUUCCAUAUUUGUCCAUUUUUCCAUUUCUGUUUACUUCAUUAUAUCAGGACCCUAUGUUGCAAGCAACAUAUACCAUCUAACUUAAGGAAAAGGAAUUUAUUGGAAGGAUAUCCAGUGACUCAGAACUGGUAGGCAGGAAUCAAAAAAGUAUUAGAGGGUCAAGGAGGAGGAAGCAAGGGGACUAUUUGUUAGUGGGAAAGCCUGGUCAGGAUGAUAAAAUGAAUCCUUGUCAUUUGUUCUUGUUCCUUGCAAGAUCAGCUCCAGGUUCAGAGUCUUUGGAGAGAUUGCCCAACUGGCCAAGACUUGGUCGUGUGCCUACUCCUUUUAGCUUCUAUAAUUGAAGGCAGCAUCUGCAGUUCUUUUGGGAUAGGUAAAUGGAUAUCAAGCAACCAAAAACGAUAAAUAUUCACUAAAAUUCACUCUUGACUGUUCAGUUUCCACACAGACACACUAUUCCUUUCCUACUUAAGCUUCCAAAAGUAACUCGUGCCAAACAAUGCAGCUAUCAUUUUCUACAUCCAACGCCAGGACUUCAGAUUAUGUUCAUUCCUCUAGUUUUGCCACAUUCUCUUAUUGAUACUCUACAAAUUACACUAAACAAUCAUUUUAAUACAAACAACAGGAAAAAGAAAUUUGUUAAAGUACAUAUUGUAUAUGACAGCAAGAAAAUAGAAGUUACUGUCUUAUUUAAGAUACUGGUCAUGAGACCUUCCUUUGCAGCUGUUCUUUUAUCUUUGUUUUGGCUACUACCUUGGCAAAUUAGGUUUCUUCCCUAAUAGAGUGACCAAAUUUUUUUCUGAUGGGUCUAACAUCUUGUUGGUUCUUUGCUACCAUGUAUGGUAGUAUAACACACCCCUGAGAAUCUUCAGUUUUCCCUCUAUACUCUUCCCUGCUCAUAUUGUGUGGCAACAACUGUAUUAUAGGGGUAAAACGCCACAACUAACUUAGCAACCUUCUUUUUUUUGCGUGAUUACCUGGUGGCAUAAAGAAUCUAAAAUUAUAAUGUGACUGAACUUCCAAUUCUUCCAAACUAAUUUCUUUCGAACUCCUUCCUUAAGUACUAAAACCUUUAAAAACAACAGAGUCCAGAGUCAGAGGAACAAAAGGCAAAAACUUUGUGAGUGUAUAAUUGGGUGUAAUAGUGAGAGGCCUCUUGGUUCUUAGACCUAUGUAAUAUAGGAAUGGGAGAAACAGCAUCAAAAGUCAGUUGUUGGAUAAAAAUAUACACUACAUCCAGAAAGACCCCAACUUUAUUUUUUUUUAAUUAAUUAAUUUUUAUUGAUGUAUAGUUGAUUUACAAUAUUAGUUUCAGGUAUAAAACAUAGUGAUUCAAAAUUUUUUAUGGAUUAUACUCCAUUUAAAGUUAUGAAAUAUUGGCUGUAUUCUCUGUGCUGCACAAUAUAUCCUUGUGGCUUAUUUUAUACAAAGUAAUUUGCACCUCUUAAUCCCCUACUCCUAUCCCUAUCUUACCACUCCCUGCUACCCUCUCCCCAUUGGUAACCACUAGUUUGUUCUCUGUAUCUAUGAGUCUUUUUCUUCCUGUUAUAUUCAUUUAUUUAUGUUUUAGAUUCCACAGAUAAAUGAUAA